This is a messenger RNA of Lactuca saligna, 1890 nucleotides long. Lineage: Eukaryota; Viridiplantae; Streptophyta; Magnoliopsida; Asterales; Asteraceae. The record is from the annotation of a GenBank genome assembly.
AAAACUUCUAGAAUAUACGAUUCCGUAGGAAAGGGUAAAACCUCUAACCCUAGUCGCUGCUCUUUUUUUUUCUUCGGUACAGGAACGGCGAAGGGAUGGAGUGAACGACUAUAAUCGAAAUAAUCUUCAAAAUCAAAGGAAUCGACAUGAAAGAGUGGAACGGCCGACGAAGAACAACUCAGACGUCCAUUAAUUGUGAAUGUUUCUGUGUACGUGACUUGAAUCUGGCUACUUUUUGUUGGAUGAAUAUGUUGAAGAGGUUAUAUUUUCUGAAUGUCUGCAGCAGUAACAUAUAUUCAACUCAAGGCUUGCAAUGUGCAUCUACAAGUCAACAUUUUGAGGGUAGAUUGAAUGCUUUUCUCGAGUCCAAGGGUGAUUUCGUCACUUUCAAACAAUUGGUGGAUACUUUAAGACCACAUUAUCUCUUUUUCAGUAAUUCUGAAAGUCUCACAGGGUUAAUGCUUGUUGUGAGCUCUCAACUACGUCCACGUGAAAUUGAAGUAGUUUUGAAGACACAUGUGAGAGUGGUUAGCAUAAUAUUCGGAUGUGAUAGAUCAUCUGACUACAUCAUUCUGAAUAACCUGUAUUUGGGUUUAUGGGAGCUUUGUUGUCUUUCUAGGUCUGAUUGUGGACAUUUUCCAGAGGCUGUUGCCAUGCCAAAAUUUAGGAAAGACAAGCUGGUUGCAGAAGCGAUACGUAAACUCAAGAUGCGUGCAAAAAUGGUAAAUGACAUUAGAGAUUUUCUUGAGAAAAGUGAUUUCAUGGAGUUUGAAAUUUUGAUGAUGGAGUUGAUAAUUGUUGGGGAUUUAAAGAAGCUUGUUGAUGGUGGAGUGAAGUGUGCAUUUGAGUUUGUAAAAGUGAUUAUGACCGAAGGGAUUGAUUGGACAAAUAUUAACUGUGGAUUUUAUAUGGUUGAUGCUGACUAUGAUGAAGAGGAUGACUUGUAUACCACAUUAGGUGAUGAGGGCUGGAUUAACCUUGUGGUAAGAUAUGCAGUGGUAACAGGCUCAAACAAAGGGAUAGGAUUUGAAGUUUGCAAGCAAUUGGCUUCAAAUGAGCUUGAUGUUACAGAUCCUGCUAGUGUUGCUUCCUUGGCUCAAUUUGUUAAAAAAAAGUUCGGAAAACUUGAUAUCUUGGUGAACAAUUCUGGGAUUUGUGGAGUUUGGGGAAAUGAAGAAGCUAUUAGGGCUUCAACUGAAGAUUUGGGUCUAUAUGGAUGGAACCAGAAAGUGAUAGAGUCUCAUGAGUUGGCUGUAGAAUGUCUGGAAACAAACUACUAUGGAGCAAAAAGAAUGGUUGAACAUUUCAUUCCACUUCUAGAAUUAUCAGAUUCACCAAGGAUUGUAAAUGUCUCCUCUUCCUAUGGAAUAUUAAAGAAUUUGGAGAAUGAAUGGGCUAAAGGGAUACUGAGUGAUGUUGAGAAGUUAACAGAAGAGAAAACAGAUGAAGUGCUUAAUCAGUAUCUGAAUGAUUUCAAAGAGGGGUUGUUGGAAAGCAAAGGGUGGCCCACUACAUUGUCAGCAUAUAUGAUUUCAAAAAUAGCCAUGAAUGGUUACACGAGGAUAUUGGCCAAAAAACACACAAGUUUUUGCAUCAAUUGUGUGUGUCCAGGAUAUGUUAAGACAGAUAUUAACUAUAAUAAUGGCAUAUUAAGUACUGAAGAAGGAGCUAAAACCCCGGUUAAGGUUGCAUUGUUUCCCCAUGGUGGUCCUUCUGGAUGCUUCUUUGAUAGAGAUGGUAUCUUGUCGUUCUAAAUAAAUGUUGGAGGGUGUAUUAUGUAUUAUGAUGAUGAUACAUGGCUACUUGCUAGUGUAUGAUGUAUUAUGAUGAUGAUACAUGUCUACUUGUUAGUGGAUGAUAUUUGGUGAUAAAUGUAUCAACUAUUGGUGG